This is a messenger RNA of Populus nigra (black poplar), 912 nucleotides long. RefSeq lists its product as uncharacterized. The coding region runs from base 1 to 912 and encodes 303 amino acids. The record is from RefSeq and is a predicted model, not a curated record. The transcript has 3 exons. NCBI's taxonomy places the organism in Eukaryota, Viridiplantae, Streptophyta, Magnoliopsida, Malpighiales, Salicaceae.
AUGGCCCUUGUUAUUAGGUUUGUUGAUAGAAGUGGAUUUAUACGAGAACGAUUUUUGGAUAUAGUUCAUGUCAAAGAUACAACUGCUGCAACUCUUAAGGAAGAGAUUUCCUUUGUUUUAUCUCAUCAUAAUCUGGAUGUUCAAAAUAUUAGGGGUCAAGGGUAUGAUGGUGCCAGUAAUAUGCGUGGAGAGUGGAAUGCUAGAGAAAUAUCUGAUGUUCACACUUUCUUUCAGAAUUUAAUUUUUAUUAUUAACAUUGUUAGUGCUUCUUGUAAGCGUAAUGAUGAAUUACGGGCUUUUCAAGCAUCUACAAUUGAACAUUUAGUUGUUAUUAGUGAGAUUGAAACGGAUGGAUCUACUUAUUCUCAACGUGGUGAUGCGGCCUUUUCAUUUAAGUUGCUAAUGUCAUUUGAUUUUGCACUCAUCUUACAUAUAAUGAAGGAUGUUAUAGGAAUUACUGAUAUGCUUUGCCAAGCUCUGCAACAAAAAUCUCAAGACAUUUUAAAUGUUAUGCAUUUAGUGACUACCACAAAGACUUUAAUUCAGAAGUUAAGAGAUGAUGGUUGGAAAACUCUUUUAGAAGAAGUGACAUCAUUUUGUAAGCAUCAAGACAUUGAAGUUCCUGAUAUGGAUGGUUGUUUUUCUAGUGUGGGACGAUCUCGCCGUAAACAAAAAUUAGUAACAGUUGAACAUCACUACCAAGUUGAUAUAUUUACAGCUAUCAUUGAUCAACAAUUGCAAGAGCUAAAUAAUAGAUUCAAUGAGCAGGCAAUCGAGCUUCUUCAGUUGAGCACAACUUUAGAUCCUAGAAAUAGCUAUAAAUUAUUCAAUGUUGAAGAUAUAUGCUUACUUGUUGACAAGUUCUAUCCUCAAGAUUUUUCUGACCAAGAAAAAAUUCAUUUGAGACUUUAG